CACCACUUGGAAAUCAAUCAAAUUGAUGAGAUAAAUUGAUAGACAAUUAACCCUGAUCAUGAUAACAAGUUAAUGAACAAAAAAGUAAAGAAACUGAAAGAAAAACAUUUCAAUGAUUUAAUCAUCAUCAUAUAUUAACAUUGUACAAUUAAUUGUUGCUGUUUAAAGGUAAAUGGAUUGACGGUUGAUUAUUAUUGAUUCUUAAAAGGAUUAAUUGUCUUAAUUGUUUUGUUUGUUUCUAAUUUCUAAUUGAUUAUGUUAUGUUGUUAUACCCAUUGGAUUUAAUUUCUAUUAGUUUACUUGUUAAUUUUUCUGGUUCAAAUUGGAUCAAAUUAUUUGCAAACUUAAAAUCAUAACAAUCAAGACAAGAGACAAAAUUUAUUUACAAUGAUUAAGUUAAUUCGUGAAAAAGUUUAUCUAAUUAAAAUCCUUCGUAUUGAUGUUUAUCUGUUUCUAUUUAUGUGUGGCUAUUAUAUUGGUCAAGUGCCGACAACUCAAUUGAUUGAGGAUAAAAUUUGUAUCAAUGAAUUAGGAUUUGAUUCAGUUUAUUGUGUUAACUUUGAUACAACAUCAAAUGUAACUGAAUCCGAUAGGUUAAUUGUUCUUGAUCGUACAACAACAAUUAAAAAUUGGCAAACAAUUUUAUCAACAAUUCCUGGUGUGGCCAUUUCAUUGUUCACCGGAUUCUGGAUUGAUUCAUAUCCAUCACAUAUAAGAUACUUGUUAAUGAUUCCCUGUAUUUCAAUCAUCUUACAAUCAUUAUCAUUGUUACUUCAAUGUGUUUACUUUAAAUCAGAAUUAUCUCUAACUUAUUGGUCAUUUCUGCUAAUGGGCAUCGGCGGUAGUAUACCUUUGGUACUUACCUGUGCGUUCACUUAUGUCGCUCGUAAAACCCCACAAAGCCAUCGAUCAAUUAGAUUUGCUUUAGUUGAAUUGUUUCUACUUACAGCUCAACCCGCUGCAACGGCACUUGGAGCUAAAAUUUUAGCAAUGGACAGUUGGUUUAUGGCUGAUCGACGAAACUACAUUGGCGUUUUCUUGACUAAUGCGAUAAUCAUGUUAAUCGCAGCCAUUUGGGUAUAUUCAUUGUUAACCGAUUGUGAUGACGACGAUGACGGAACUGGAAAUGAACCUAAACCUUUGGAAAAUCCUAUUAGACCAUCGAUUGGACAAAAAGCCAAUAAUGAAGAUUCCAACGAAUUUGCUUCUCGAAAAUUGGUAACACGUUCGAUGCCCUCAAACAGUAUGUUCUAUAAAUCAACUGAUAAAAGUGACAUUACAACGAUUAUUCACAAAUCGUCAUCAUUAAAAUCCAUAUCAUCCGAAUUGAGCCAAGACAAUAAUCAACAGCAACAAUUAGCCAAUAAUAACAAUCAAAGAAACUCAAGAGUUUCCAUCUUACCAUCAACAGCCGAUGACCACAAAUCCAAUUAUUGUGAAGCAAUUAAAUCGAUAAUCAACAUAAGCAACGUGAUCAAUACGUUUAAAACUUGCCUUCGAAAACGUGAGAAUGGUGAACGUGCCAAGGUGAUCAACAUUUGCUUUGCGAUUUUCAUUCUGUUCAUUUCUCUUUUAUCUGAAUCAUAUUUUGGAUUCCAAUUCACUGAGAAAGUUUUCCAUUGGGAUUAUCGUUACUAUUCAAAUAUUAACGCAGCUCUACUGUUGAUUCAAGCGUUUGGUGCUAUUCUUGGUGCUGCUCUAUUCAAAUCGUUACUUAAUUAUCAAGAUUCAACAUUAGCCGGUAUCGCAACAAUGUCCCAUUUACUGUCCAAUCUGUUUAAAGGUAUCGGUUACCAGGAAUCUUAUAUAACGGGUUAUAUUGUUUACGGGGUUAGUGGUAUGUCCAUACCUUCAGCUAGAUCAACACUUACUCAGAUCAUUCGUUAUCAUGAGAUUGCUCAGGUUUUCACCAUCUUAUCGUGUAUUCAAGCAGCAAGUCCAAUGGUCUCUAGUAUAUUUUGUACGACAAUUUUUAAGGCCACAAUGGCUUCGAUGCCUGGGGCAACUUAUCAUGCAGUUUGUUUACUACUCUUUUAUCCACUUGGUGUUUUCUUUUGGAUCAAUGUUUCACAGCGAAGGUUAAAAGUUCAAAAUGACCAGAGAAACUUGAAUCGAGCUUUAUCUCGAGGUAUUGAAGACCUUAGGAUAACAGUGGCUGGACAACAACAAUCAGAUAAUAACAAUGGAUUUGUAAAUUAUGCAUUUAGUUCAAAAUUUUAAUGUAAAUUUUGUAAAUUUCAUUUUAUACAUGAGAAAAUUGAUUAAGAAUCAGUAUUGAUCCAUAAUGGAAUAGUUUAAUUGUCAUUUGAUUGUUUAUCCAUUUUUUGUUUCCUCUUCUUCGAGUCAAAAUUUUGGUUCAAUUAUAAUAUUUUUGCGACCAGAAUACUCAAGAGUUUAAAUUGUUACAAUCGUAACAAUUAUUUUCUGAUUAAAAUUUUACAAUUCUCGUCAAAUAUAAUCUUAAUUAACUACUAAAUAAAAUUCAAUUUUCACUUAAUUUCAAUAAAAACAAUCAGCAGAUUA
Panonychus citri (citrus red mite) is the source of this 2523-nucleotide messenger RNA. RefSeq lists its product as uncharacterized. Gene Ontology annotation, cellular component: membrane. Gene Ontology annotation, molecular function: transmembrane transporter activity. The record is from RefSeq and is a predicted model, not a curated record. Lineage: Eukaryota; Metazoa; Arthropoda; Arachnida; Trombidiformes; Tetranychidae. Gene Ontology annotation, biological process: transmembrane transport. Bases 388 to 2220 code for a protein of 610 amino acids. The transcript has 3 exons.